UUUAAAUCUUCUUUUUUACAAUUUGUUGCUUUUUUUUUGAUUGUUGUACCUUUUUUGGGACCCUGGGUGACCCCAAAAACUACAACAUAAACUUGGUGAAACAAGUGUUUACGAAAUGACGUUAAGAACCCGGGCAUUGGUAUUCUCCACAUUUUUCGGCAGCUGCAUAGCUAUAGGUCUAUUGCUGGUCAGCUUGACCACGAAUAGUUGGGUGAAGGCAACUCCUAAGAAACGUAACUCUGAGGCAUCCAGGGGCGAUGUUAAUUAUGGCUUAUUUUAUGGCAACAAGUAUUUGGAUUCCGGAUUUGGUGUACGCAGUAAUCCCGUUGAAGUUUACACCUUCAUGCAAACUCAACCAGACACCAUGAACUUUUGGCUUUGGCUUAUAACAGCUUUAGGUACGGGAUUUGGUUUACUAAGCUGUGCCAUUUCAGCCAUAGCUGCUGUAGUUAAAGCAGCCUCGGCCUCUAAAAAACCUGGCACAAUGUUUGUGCUAAUUGCCUCAAAUAUCUCAUCAGCUGCCAGUCAAGUUGUUGCCUUUAUCUGUUGGCUUAUACAAUUCUAUCAAUAUUUACAGCACAAUGUGUUGGCGGUGGAGGACCACAAGCACAACUGGUAUAGUCAUGGUUUGGCCUCAUUGGGUUACAGUUUUUAUAUGGUCAUCAUAUCAACUCUAGUCGUGUUAAUCAAUUUAAUAAUUCUGUUGUAUGCCAGACAUUGUGAACAUCGCUAUCGCCAAAGUCUGGAGCCACCAAGUGAGGAAAAGAAUCAAAGUGCUAUAAUGUUGUAUUAACCGAACAAUGUACUUAAAUAAUUAAAUUCAUUGCAACGUUUAAGUUCAUUAUGAUCGCUUUAAAAAAAAGAACAAUGUCAAUCCAAACAAACAAACUUUGUACAAUUUAAUGAAUAUAUUGCCUUUAUGCUUUUUUUCACUUUGUGAUUAAAGUAAAGAAUCUCGUAAAUUACUCAUACUUACUACAUAUUUGUAUAAUACAUACUUAAAUUUCUUUAUAAACUUGUUUAUCACUAAAUUUUUAGUUAAAAUUAUAUUCCAAGUAUUACUUAAUUUACUUUAUUAAGCAAUAGUUUUUAAAUGUUUUUCUUUUCUUUUUUUAAAUCUAAAAAAAGUUUAAUUCUAAUUUAUAUUUUUAAAUACUUGCGCAUUUACUACGUUUUACUUACUUAAAUCUUUAACAAAUCUCAUAUAAACUACUAUAUGUAUACAUUUUUAUAUUUUUGAUUUUAUUUUUAUUUAAACCAUUGCAUCUUUUAAACAAAACUGUACUGUAAUCAAACAGUUUGUUUUAUUGUAAUAAAAUGGUAUUUAAGUCAUUUUAAAAUGUUAAGUUUUUGAAUAAAAUAUUUUAAGAAAAGUAA
This is a messenger RNA of Calliphora vicina (urban bluebottle blowfly), 1377 nucleotides long. RefSeq lists its product as uncharacterized. Bases 116 to 793 code for a protein of 225 amino acids. The transcript is spliced from 4 exons. NCBI's taxonomy places the organism in Eukaryota, Metazoa, Arthropoda, Insecta, Diptera, Calliphoridae. The record is from RefSeq and is a predicted model, not a curated record.